This is a messenger RNA of Blepharisma stoltei, 705 nucleotides long. NCBI's taxonomy places the organism in Eukaryota, Ciliophora, Heterotrichea, Heterotrichida, Blepharismidae. The record is from the annotation of a GenBank genome assembly.
AUGGUUCAAAAUCUAAUUAUCGUGCUUGAUGCAAUCAAAAGCCACUGGGACGCCCCCACGACUUCUAUGAUUUCAUCAUCCUUACAGUCAAUCACACUUCCUGUCCUUUUAACAGCACUCCAAGGCUUUAAAAAUGCUUUAAAACUCCAAAACUCCGAAAACACACUGAAAAUUUUUAUCUGUGCAGGCCAAACUGCCUAUAACUCAAUAUCUGAAGACGAAGUCUACGUAAGUGGAGGAGUCUGAAAAGGGGCAGCUCAGGCCUUGUGCUAUAUAAACUCCAGGAAGAUUAAUGCAAGAAUCCUGAUCAUCCAAAAACAUAGCAUUCAAAAUGAACAAAAUGCAGCUUUAAGUGUCAUGGUAGCUGCUCAAAGCUUAAAAGUUAUUAUAGAUGGCAUUGCCUUUAGUGACUGCUCAGUCUUAAGUCAAACAGCUACAUUUACUGGGGGAAUUUAUAUUAGACACCAUUCUACAGGAAUUUUACAAAUUUUGCUUCAAGUGUUUCUGCCUACUCGUAGGCCGACAUCUUCAACAUUUUUGCAUUUGAGGCCGUAUUGUACGUGCUGCAGUAGAGAAGUAGAAAAAGCUUAUGUGUGUUCAUGCUGUUUAGCGUUGUAUUGCUCAUUUUCUAAUACGUGCCAAGUAUGCAAUUCAAGACUUUUGGUGCCGAGAGAUAUAUUGAUAAAUCAAACAAAGUCUAAAUAA